GCCUGGGUGGAAACAAUUUCAUUCCAGUUUAAGUGUCGGUUCAAACGUGUCGAUCAUUUUUUAUCAAAUAAUACAAGUUAAUCAUUCGGACUUUUCUAUUUUUUUUUAAAUUGCCAUCAGACAAUUCCAAAAUGGAAUUUAGAGAUGUUGAAGAAGCCAAAGACACUCCGGAACCUGUCCAGAAUACUUUGGAGGUGAAAGUGUUCAAGAGGCGUUGGCUCCAACUUGCGCUAUUUAUCCUGUACAGUGUGAACACCUAUAUUCAUAUGUAUCAGUACACAAUCAUCAGCAAUAUAAUAUGCAGGUAUUACAACGUUUCCUCUCUGGCCGUUGCCUGGACCACAAUAAUUUCUCAGGUGGUCUAUUUGGUUCUGAUAAUUCCAUGCUCGUAUCUGAUCAAUGUCAUUGGUCUGAGAUGGUCGAUUCUGGCGGGAGCAACGGUAACGUGUCUCGGAACAUGGAUAAAAGUUUUUUCAGUAUCUCCGGAUCGUUUCACCGUGACUUUAAUCGGCCAAACUAUAAUUUUUGUCUCAAAAACGUUUAUCCGACCUCUGCCGGGAUUGUUGGCUGCCCAUUGGUUCGGCCCAAAACAAACCGCCUUUGCGUCUACCAUGGCUCAUUGUGGUGCGAUAAUUGGGAUAUCCCUUGGCUACACAGUAAUACCGAUGAUUGUCAAAAACCAUGAAAAAAUUGAGAAAGUCGGCCAAGAUUUGUCGGUGUUGUUCUGGUCGGUCGCCGUAUCUUCUACUGUCGUUUGCGUGGCCUUGAUGUUUCUUAUUAAGGACAAGCCACGUGUACCACCGAGCGCUGCUAAGUCGCUUCAGAUAGCAGGUGGCAAAGGUAAAACCAAAGAUUAUUUACCAAUAAUCAGAAGAAUAUUGAGCAACAGGGAUUACUUGUUACUGUUGAACUCGGUCGGUAUAGUGUUCGGUGUCCAGAGCGCGAUGUUAACUAUGCUGAAUCCGCUUUACCUACAACACUUCAAGAAUAGCGAAAAAGAUGCUGGAAUGCUGGGUUCGUUACUCGUCAUCGCAGGAGCCAUUAGUUCGAUAACUGCUGCUCUUAUUGUCGACAAGAGUAAGAAAUUCAGAGAGAUUGCAAUUUCCUUCUGCGUCCUUUCCGUCCUUGCGGAAAUUCUAUUCGCUGUGAGUUUCCUCGCUGAAAUAAAAUGGAUGGUAUUCGUCACCGGUAUUUUGCUCUGGAGUUUUUUGAGCGGCUACAUAACAGUGAACUACGAAUUGAACAUGGAACUAACUUAUCCAGAACCCGAAGAUAUUUGCUCAGGUUUACUGUUCGUGUCGAUAAGCAUUUACAAUUCCCUGUUGAUUUUGAUUUUGGAUAGGUUGAUGAAAGCCUACGGAGACAAAGCGGUGCACGCGUUAUGCACACUACUGUUCAUCCUCAGCACGUUUUUGACUUGCGUUAAUAAAAGCGAACUUCGUCGCCAGAAGGCUGCUGAAUGUGCCCUGAAAUACAAGGCUGUCCCUCAAAAGUAAAUGUGAAAAUUUCAUCCCUAGGAGGGCAGCCUAUUUCACGGACUGACUCAGGAAAUCGGACAAGUCAUUUGUCAGAACUGGAGAGUAUCUAUAAUCAUGAAAUAUCAGGAUGAGAUUUAUGUUUCGCAAAGUAUUUUUGAGGAUAAAGAAUAGCAUCGGGCAUUGAAUAAUUUGUAAUGGUCUUUUCUCGAGAAAAUAAUAUAUACGCUUUACACACGUUAAAUUGAAACCAAAAAAUCGAUCACAUCUUGACGAUAAAAGUAAAAAUUUAUGGCUGCUACAUUUAUUAUACGUAUAGUGUAUUAAGUGUACACUUUGAUGAUAAACUAAUUAUGACACAGUGCAAGAGAAUCAUCUGGAGAUUGUUCUGCGGUGAUAAAUUAGAUUUAUAGAACACUUUUAUAUGGUUCAAGCAUUUUUUUUUGUCUGCUUUUUGUACGUAAUGUAACCGUUUCUGCGACAGAACAAAAAAAAAAAAAUGUGCAUCCUAGUAGUGAAAAAUGCUGUAUUUUGUACUUCACCGU
Neodiprion virginianus is the source of this 2020-nucleotide messenger RNA. RefSeq lists its product as uncharacterized. The record is from RefSeq and is a predicted model, not a curated record. The transcript has 7 exons. Lineage: Eukaryota; Metazoa; Arthropoda; Insecta; Hymenoptera; Diprionidae. Gene Ontology annotation, biological process: transmembrane transport; heme export. Bases 132 to 1496 code for a protein of 454 amino acids. Gene Ontology annotation, cellular component: membrane. Gene Ontology annotation, molecular function: heme transmembrane transporter activity; heme binding.